Molecule: messenger RNA, 3374 nt
Organism: Perca fluviatilis (European perch)
Lineage: Eukaryota; Metazoa; Chordata; Actinopteri; Perciformes; Percidae
Gene: trim47
Product: tripartite motif containing 47
Exons: 8
Coding region: 80-1516 (478 amino acids)
Molecular function (GO): zinc ion binding; protein binding
Source: RefSeq, a predicted model, not a curated record
UUCCCUCGGUUUCCCUCCCUCCUCUUUCUUCACUUCCUGCAGUGGCAGUGUUGUGCUGCUGUCUGUUCAGCUGGUAAACAUGGCUACUGCUGGAGCAGCUGGUGACGACCUGAGGAAAGAGCUCACAUGUGCAAUUUGUUUGGACUUCUUCAAAGACCCUGUUAUACUGAAAUGCGGGCACAAUUUCUGUCGGUUUUGCAUCUGCAUGCACUGGGAUGAAAAUGGCGGAGACUACGGAUAUCAGUGCCCUCAAUGCCGAACGGUGUUCAACAAGAGGAGCUUCACUAAAAACUACCUGGUGCAGAACCUGGUCGCUAAACUGAACGAUUUGGAGUGUCUGGGGUCUUGCCCUGCACCAUCUCAACCCGUUAAAGUAGAUGGAAAGUGUGACCAACAUGGAGAGGAGCUGAAAUUGUACUGCCAGACUGAUAAAAGGCCCAUCUGUGUGGUCUGCAGGGAAUCUAGAGCACACAGACACCAUGAGGUAGCGCCAGUGCCCGAAGUUGUGAAGGACAUGAAGAUGGAGUUGAAACUGAGGCUAAUGGAGCUCAACUGGCAGAAGUCUCAAUGUGUAAAAGUUAUAACUGCUGAUGAGCGCACCAGAAGUGAAGUGAGGUCGAAGAAACAGACACUCAAGGAGAAGAUUGAGGCGGAUGUUGGUGCCUUGGUCCAAUUCUUGCUAGAUGAGAGAGACUCCCUGCUUGAGAGCCUGGAUGCGGAGGAAGUGGCCUCCAUGGCCGUCAUAGAUGAGAACUUGAAGAUUGUGGAGACAGAGGUGGCAGCUGUCGACAAAGCUAUUGCUGAUAUCCACAGCCACAUCAGUGGGAAAACUAGCUUUGAGAGCCUUGCUGAGACAUUCCAUGAAUACAUCCAUUGCAAGCCUUUCACAUCUCUGGACACGGUUAAUUGUCCGACUGAAUUCACACACUUUUCAGGGCCCUUCCAGCUGAUCAUGUGGAAGAAGAUGAUGCACGUGCUGCAUACCAUGCCUCAGAACCUCACCUUAGACCCAGACACGGCUCACCCAAACCUGCUUAUCUCAGACUUCGACACCAAAGUGGAGGAGGGCCGUGUUCGGAACCAGGAACCAGACAUGCCAGCCCGCUUCACCAGGUUCUGUGGUGUCCUUGCCACAGCCCAGUAUGCCAGUGGACAGCAUUACUGGGAAGUGGAUGUGAAGGACAAAGGUGUGUGGUACCUGGGAGUCACCACUGAGUGCAGCAAUAGGAAGGGCUUCGUUAGCCUCACUCCCUCCGCAGGAUACUGGAGCCUGUCUCUGCAGGACCGGCUGUAUGCCAACGGAGAGGACGGGCGCAUCCCUGUCGCCGACUACUGGAACUCUCCUCGGGUCGGUGUGUACCUGGACUAUGACAAUGGGCGCCUUAGUUUCUAUGACGCGGUCACAAUGAAGAGAUUGUACAUGUUUGACACAUGCUUUGAAGAGCCGGUCUAUCCUUUCUUCAGCCCAGGAAAGAAUGAUCCGGGCAGCAGGCUGCAGAUAUGCCACUAUUACUGAGAGAGCUGCGACAAGUGUUUUAAAUCUAGUUCUAAAGGGUAAACUCUGUAUGCCAGUGUUUUCAGAUAUGCAAGGUUUUCUCUCACAGAUCAGUCUCGAGUGACAGAGUGAUGUUGACCCUUGGAGCCAUGUACGGUAUGCAUUUGAGCGGUUACUUGUUGGUCUUACUGAUGUUAGAAAAUAAGAAUUACACUGAAAAGAAUUACCAGGUGUCUACCAGGUGAAUUUGGUGUCUUUCAACCUAGACACACACUGUAGGCUUAUACCCUUACUACUGUGGCUGGGGGGGGUUUGGAGAGGUGCUUUGUUGUCACUGUGUCUGCUGGGAUGCAGAUGCUCUCAUUGAUUAGAGCAGCUCUUCUCCUUAUAGCAACCAAUAUGCCAUACUAGUGUACAUUUACUCAUAUGGGCAAAUUAUUUGCCAGGCAGGGUCAGUGCUGUUGCCUUGUUGGGUAGAACUUAAAGGGAAUAUGACCUCAUUAUCACAUUGAUAGUUGUUAACAGUUAAGAUCCCCUCAUUCAUUUUAGACUGAAGAACAGUCUGUUUAGUGCUGUUAGUUGUCAGACUUAUUUGACUGAAAUUGGCCGCCAUGUACUGGGAUUUCAGCUCCCGAACAAUGAUUAGACUUUCAGAAAGGAAUGGCUCGGGUUGUAUGUUUUUGUUGACGUUAACGUCAGUACAGACAUUUGAUCAUUAGCCUUUUAAAAUCACCUUUCAUCUAUACUUUGUUUUAAAUUCCGUACAUUUUUGAAAUUGCAAAUUCCUCUGUAUAUUGCUCUGAGUCACAUUUUGCACCUAUUUUUUGUGAGCAGUGAUACUGAAGGUAUGAAUACAUUCCAUUUCGCUUUGUUCAAGGUAUUUAAAAAAAAAAAAAAAAAAUCAAACCUUUUUUCAGUUUGCUUAAAAAUGAGCAGGUAAAAGACAAAGAAACCAUUUUCAUAUAUAUUAUACAAGAAUUAAGCUUUACAGCUUAAUGUCCCCGUAUAUGUUGUCGCUUAACGGGUGAACCGGUAGAUGUGUUUUACUUUAAAGACAUUCCAUCAACAGCCAGGAGCCUGGUGGACUUGACUGAAAUGUAAACAUAUGGAAUGCUGAAUGAAAGUUUUAUUACGUGUUCAUGUUUUUUGUUUGCAUUUACAUAUUCCCUCAGCAUUUCCUUAAUUAUAUUCCUUUUAAGUAGUCCUCCCUUUUUAUAUUUUUAAUUGCUAGUUGUUGAGUUUGUCCUGGUGCUACAAAUUGGUUCUGUCAUUUUUAGGUCCAUUAUCCAACUCUGUCCAAUGGAUUUUCUGUUUUUCAUCUGGACAUUCAUAAACUUAUGAUUUUAAACCUUGCUUUAUUUGAGAUGAUUAUCUGUUUAUGUUUGCUCCUGCAGUUUUCCACAGUGUUAUGGACCUACAAGUUGGAUAUUUGCUGUCUUACAGGGUUGUACGUUUUUAUUUUAUUUUCAAAUGAUUUAUGAACGGCAUGCAUAGAAACAUUUAACUGCACGAGCAGUGAUAUUUGAGACUGGCCAUUCCUCCAGCCAAUUUCAAGCUGCUCCUUUUUCUUUUUUAAAGUUUAUUUUCACAAGUCUAAGGUGUUAUGACUGCAAAACACUGUACUUUUUAACUUUGAGUAUUUGCUGAUACAUGUUUUGUCUAAGAUGCUGUACCUCAUUUAAUACAUUUACAUUGCUGAGUUUCAUUCAUGUAUUCAGCUUAGCAGUGCUGGGCUGUGUCUUGAGUGUGACCACUAAUCUCUGCAGUCCCCGUUAGUUGCCCUUUCACCUGCUAUAAAUGUGCUUAGUGUUUCUCAGACUUUACAAGAAUAAAAGGGGACACAUCAUUGUUUUAUUUUCCUUAAAGCCUUUAUUAUCCA